Staurois parvus is the source of this 295-nucleotide messenger RNA. NCBI's taxonomy places the organism in Eukaryota, Metazoa, Chordata, Amphibia, Anura, Ranidae. The record is from the annotation of a GenBank genome assembly.
GCCAUGGAAACCCAUUCCAUGAAGCUCUCUAUGCACUGUUGUUGGGCUCAUCUGAAGGCCACACCAAGUUUGGAGGUCUUUAGCCAUUGACUCUGCAGACAGUUGAAGCCGUCUGCAUGCCUAGGGGCUUGAUUGUAUACACCUGUGUCCAUGGAGGGGAUUGGAACACCUGAAUCACAUGAUAUGGAGGGGAUUGGAACACCUGAAUCACAUGAUUUGGAGGGCGGGGACAAUACUUUUGGCAAAAUAUAGUGUAUAUAUUACAGGUGAAACUCGAAAAAUGAGAAUAUGGUAC